Messenger RNA from Pestalotiopsis fici W106-1, 1128 nucleotides. RefSeq lists its product as uncharacterized. NCBI's taxonomy places the organism in Eukaryota, Fungi, Ascomycota, Sordariomycetes, Amphisphaeriales, Sporocadaceae. The record is from RefSeq and is a predicted model, not a curated record. The transcript has a single exon. The coding region runs from base 1 to 1128 and encodes 375 amino acids. Gene Ontology annotation, molecular function: proteasome binding; endopeptidase inhibitor activity. Gene Ontology annotation, biological process: proteasome-mediated ubiquitin-dependent protein catabolic process.
AUGACAAAUCCUCUGCAUUCUUCCGCCAUCCUGAAGGGGAUGGCUGAAGCUCUUCCCACACACCCCAAAGGCGAUACAAAUUCAGACCUUAGUAGCUCGCACGAAGCUCUCGCCCUCUUUGCGCAUGCCUGCAUGGACUCCCUCGGCUUUCGCCUACUCGGUUUCGAUGAGGAAAAGACCAUCGAAGCCAAAUGCCGAGAGCUUGCCCCGCGCCUCCCGGAAAACUGGAACGCAUCCUUCAACACUUGCUCUUUUGUCUAUGCGCACUCGCAAUCAGCACUGAAGUUUGUUAUCAAAGUCGACAGAAUUGGUGGCAAGGCAGAGAUUCGUGGUGUUGCAAUCGAGGAUGACCGCAUCGCAAGGGCCGAGGUCACUAUCAAGGACUACGUUUCAAACGGAUCUCUCCCCGUCCGUAUUACUUUGACCAGCGACUCUGAAGAGGACCGAUCCGACUUGGCUGAGAAGCUGCUGGCAGUCUUUAUCAAUGACGGCCGCGUCACAGACCUUGCCAACUUGAUCAAGGUCCAGAUUGUUCAAAAGCUGCUGCCUUCACUGCAAAAGGAGGGCUAUGAGGAAUCGCCCGACGACCGUGCCGCCAUACAAGAUGCCGAUGAGACUGGCCGUCGUGGGCCCAGGCCAAACCCACAAAUGCCCGACCCUCUUCCGCAGCCAGCAAACCCUUACGGCUUCGAAGACCCCCUGAACCCCCCGCCAAGGCGCCCGGUGCCGGCUGGUGAUUUCCCUCCUCCGGGCUUCGAGGAUCCGUACGAUAUUCAUCGCCCUCCUCGUGCUGGGAUGGCGCCAGGCAUAUCACCCUUUGGGAAUCUCGGAGCAGAUGAUCUUCAUCCUCCGGGACUAGGUCCUCACGAUCCCCUCCGACCAUCACUCGGCGGUGGCGGACUACCGCGACCCGGAGGAUCGCGAGGUAUGCACCCGACGUUUGACGAUCUAUUUGGUGAUGGUGGUGCAUCGUCCGGGCUUGACCCACAAGUACCUCCUGGAGCGCGGUAUGAUCCUCUCGGCCCGGGCGGACAUCCACGAUUGGGUGGUCGCGGCCCCGGCUCUGGCAACAACCCAUUUGGUGGUAGCGGAGGUGGAUUCGGCGGAUUCGGAGGUGGCAUCAUCUAA